CGUGGAUCCGGGAUGGACCUCCGGGAGGAGGGCCUCGCGGCCCGCCCCCGACCCCGCCCCGGCCCCGGGCCCCUUCAAAGUUCCUCGGCGGGGUUACGCAGAGUUUCCUCCGGUACCCGUUCGGCUCGGUCGUCGGCAGUCAUGGACCCACCGGGCAGGUCGUGGCUGCUCCUCGCCGGCUUCCUCCUCUCGUACGCGGUGUACCUCCUGUUCGGCGGCCUGGUCUUCUCCAGCCUGGAGCGGCCGGUGGAGGAGCGACUCCGCCUGGACGCCGAAGCCCUCAAGCGGCGCUUCUUGGUCAACCAGAGCUGCGUGUCGGCCGCCGCCCUGGAGCUCUUCGUCGGCCAGGUGCUGGCGGCCAACCGGCACGGCGUGGCCGCCUUCCGCAACUCCUCGACCGAGCCGUCGAACUGGGACUUGACGUCGGCCAUGUUCUUCGCCAACACGCUGGUGACCACCGUCGGUUACGGCCACACGACGCCGCUGUCGGACGCGGGCAAGGCCUUCUCCAUCGCGUACGCCCUGCUGGGCGUGCCCUUCACCAUGCUGGUCCUGACGGCGUGCGUGCAGCGGCUGAUGCACCCGCUGGUGGCGGCGCCGCUGGGCCGGCUGCAGCGCGGCGGCCUGGAGGCGCGCUCGGCGGCCGCCGUGCACUUCCUGGCGCUGCUGGCGCUGGUGCUGCUGACCCUGUUCGCGGCGCCGGCGGCCGUGUUCGGCGCGCUGGAGGGCGGCUGGUCCUUCCUGGACGGGUUCUACUUCUGCUUCAUCUCGCUGUGCACCAUCGGCCUGGGGGACUUCGUGCCCGCCGCCGGGCCCCGCCGGGACUUCAGACAGGUCUACCAGGUGGCCGUCAUGGCGUACCUGUUCGUGGGCCUGAUCAUGAUGUACCUGCUCCUGCGCACCUUCCACAAGAUGGCCGACCUCCACGGCCUGACCGCCUUCCUGCAGCUGCCGCGCUGCGAGGAGUCCGAGCCGGACGAGGACCGCGAGCCGUUCGUGGACAACGGCCACUCCGCCGCCGCCGCCCACAAGCGGCCGUCGUACGCCGCCGUCGACGAGCGGUGACGCCGGAACGGGCGCGCCAUCUCCUUAGAGACUAAAAACAAAUACACGUGUGAGGUUUCCAGUUUUUGGGACGAACCUCCAGAGGAAGGCUCGGGACCACCCAAAAAAUGUUUUCACGUUUUUCUCCUCAUUGCUCUCCUGUGCUAUGUGUUGACAUUUAUGAAAACUUUUCGUGAAGAUUUAUGGCUGAAAUAUUUCCUAUGUAAGACUUGAAAUGCACUUUAAUGCUAACAUUUUAAGAAAUAUGUUGUAUUGAACUGAAUGCAAACUGUUUAUGAAAAUAAUAAAGAUGUUGAAUUCAA
Messenger RNA from Syngnathoides biaculeatus (alligator pipefish), 1367 nucleotides. It is a transcript of the gene kcnk6, whose product is annotated as potassium channel, subfamily K, member 6. Bases 13 to 1065 code for a protein of 350 amino acids. Lineage: Eukaryota; Metazoa; Chordata; Actinopteri; Syngnathiformes; Syngnathidae. The transcript is spliced from 3 exons. The record is from RefSeq and is a predicted model, not a curated record. Gene Ontology annotation, molecular function: potassium ion leak channel activity. Gene Ontology annotation, biological process: potassium ion transmembrane transport; stabilization of membrane potential. Gene Ontology annotation, cellular component: membrane.